AUGUCAGACUCUCAUGGUAAACCAGUAGAGAACGCCGAUCCACAACUGCAGAUUAACAAAGAAAAAGUCGAUUAUGCUCCAAAGGGCGCAGGUGCGAAAAACUUCAAGUUCUAUCCGGACAACCCAGAAUCCAGUUUCAACAAAUUUCGCUUUGCAGCUAAGGAUGCCAGCCAAUUCUACGAUCCCUGCCAAGAAUCUUCCAAGAUGAGCAUGAAAUGCCUGGAAACGAAUAACUAUGACAAAUCUAUGUGCCAGGAGUACUUCGAUGCCUACAGGGAAUGCAAGAAGCAGUGGCUUAAGGCUAGGAGGAAUAAUCGGAGCCAGUGGGAAUGA
Messenger RNA from Lachancea dasiensis, 333 nucleotides. Lineage: Eukaryota; Fungi; Ascomycota; Saccharomycetes; Saccharomycetales; Saccharomycetaceae. The record is from the annotation of a GenBank genome assembly.